AUGGGGACGCCGCUGGCGGCUCCCGGAUUGCUGCUGCUGCUGCUGCUGGCCGGCUCCGCGGGGCUCUGCCGGGCUCUGUUCUCCCUCCCGCUCCGCGUGUCCCACCCCGCCGCCCCCGCCGGCUCCCCGCCCGCCCCGGUGGUGCUGCGGCCGGCCAGCGGCAGCCGGCAGCAGGAUGCCCCGGGGGCUGCGGACGGCUUGGCCUUGGCCUCGGAUCCCGGCGGCACCCUCAACUUUUUGGCCAUGGUGGAGAACCUCCAGGGAGACUCCGGCCGCGGCUACUACCUGGAGAUGCUGAUCGGGACCCCGCCGCAGGCGUUAAAUAUUCUGGUUGACACUGGGAGCAGCAAUUUUGCUGUAGCAGGUGUGCCUGAUCCUGAUGUCACAUCCUACUUCGAUCCUGAGCUGUCAAGCACAUACAGAUCUCAAGGGGUGGAGGUGACAGUGAAGUACAGCCAAGGCAGCUGGACUGGAGUGCUGGGCACAGAUGUCAUCACCAUGCCCAAAGGACUCUAUGGCAGCUACACUAUCAACAUUGCCACCAUCCUGGAGUCAGAGAACUUCUUCCUGCCAGGGGUCAAGUGGCACGGGAUCCUGGGCCUUGCCUACGAUGCCUUAGCCAAGCCUUCCAGUUCUGUGGAGACAUUCUUUGAUUCCCUCGUGAGGCAGGCAAAGAUCCCCAACAUUUUCUCCCUGCAGAUGUGUGGUGCUGGACUCCCUGUUUCUGGAAGUGGUACCAACGGAGGUAGUCUUGUGCUGGGUGGAAUUGAGCCCAGCCUGUACACGGGGGACAUCUGGUACACACCCAUCAAGGAGGAGUGGUACUACCAGGUGGAAAUCCUCAAGCUGGAGGUGGGGGGACAGAACCUCCAGCUGGACUGCAGAGAGUACAAUGCUGAUAAAGCCAUAGUAGACAGUGGAACCACUCUGCUACGACUGCCAGAGAAAGUCUUCAGUGCUGUGGUGCAGGCAAUAGCUCGCACAUCCCUGAUACAAGAAUUCUCCUCUGAAUUCUGGACUGGCACACAGCUUGCAUGCUGGGAUAGAAGUGAAAAACCCUGGUCCUUAUUUCCCAAACUUUCCAUUUACCUGAGGGAUGAAAACUCCAGUAGGUCGUUUCGGAUCUCUAUCCUACCACAGCUUUACAUUCAGCCCAUCCUUGUGAUAGGGGAUAAUUUGCAGUGCUACAGAUUCGGCAUCUCCUCCUCCACAAACGCUCUGGUCAUUGGUGCUACAGUCAUGGAAGGAUUUUAUGUCAUCUUUGACAGAGCCCAGAGGAGAGUGGGCUUUGCAGUGAGUCCCUGUGCAGAAGUUGACGGCGCGCCCGUCUCCGAGAUCGAGGGCCCUUUCACCACAGCAGACGUGGCCAGCAACUGCGUCUCCAGCGUCUCCUUCCACGAGCCCGUGCUCUGGAUCGCCUCCUACGCCCUGAUGAGCCUGUGUGGGGCCAUCCUGCUGGUGCUGAUCGUGCUGCUGCUCGUCCCACCCCGCUGCCAGCACCGCUACACCGACAACGACGUGGUCAACGACGAGUCCUCCCUCGUGCGCCACCGCUGGAAGUGAGAGGCUGGAUCCCAAAAACAGACUCAAAAACGGGACCAAGGACAAAGAGCUCUGCCAAGGGGAAGAAGCCAAUGCCUCCUCAGUCCCUCCUACGUUCCUAAAACACGCUGUUGAAAUUCUCAGCAAAUCCCCUGCAUCGUGACUUUUAUAGCUUUAUUUUCUAACACCGGUUCUGAACCAAAGCACUGUUAACCACCUCUGAAGUGCUACGGUACUGGAUUUGCUACUGCAGUACAAGGAGCCUUUAUGCUCUCUACAGUACCUUCUUUAAAAAAAAAAUGGAAAAAAAAUUUUAAAAAAAGAUAAAAAGCCACACCAUGAUGUUCUUCCACUGUCUGAACAAAAUUGUCCAUCUCUCCUUCACAAAAAAAAAAAAGGAGGUGUCAGUAUUUCCUAACUAAUCGAGUCCUGACUGUAGAAAAAGAGAAAAAAAAUAAUAAUCUUUCUUAUUAAUUGCAUUAAAUGAAUACUGCUUUCUGUUUACAUCAGUUUUUUUUGAAACUGUGCUUAUGGUUUGGGGGAGGGAGGAAAGUCAGACUUAAGCAGCAGAGAAAAAGCAAGGGAGAUCCAGAAGAAAUGUUGGUUUGUGGUUUCUUUCCCUCAAGAUCACUGCUGCCACUUGAGAGGGUCACCCUCCCUGAGAGCUGUAACAAAAUAUAGUCCAAGGUGGUGAAAACUGGGAAACAAACUUGUUCAGCCUUAGAGUAAAACAAGACUACCUCUCUUAAUUUACAAGGAUGCUACCACUGGUGAGUGUGUGGAUUAGAACUGGUUUUGAAGCACAAAAGAUGCUCCAUACAACCAAAUGGAACUACUUGGCUUUGAAUUUUUUGGGAUUUUAUAAAAAUCAAUACUUCAUGACUUUCCACUUUGGUGCACCAAAAAAAAAAAAGAAACCGUUCAGUUUCCCCCUCUUGUGUGGGGUUUUUGUUGGUUUUUUUCUGAGUUUGAUCUUUAGAAAAGGCUGAUCUGCAUAUGUAUGGACAGACAAGACAGCAAGGUCUGUGUUCUGCUGUAUUUCUAGAGAGAGUGUAACAGAAAGAAAACAAAAUAAGAAUGACAACUUUUUGGUUUGUUUUAAUUUGGCUGAGCUCAGCAACCUAGAAAUUCAAAGGAGAAGCACCUAUCUUUAUGGACAGGCUGUGAAGUGAAAGUCUUUAUGCUGGCUUGUUUUUCAGCUUGAGGUGUUCAGUUUGGCAUCAAUCAAAUGAAAAGUGUGUGUGUGUCCUGCCUGAAAACAAACACGUGGUGGGACUGGAGACAAUAGUGGGAGAGAGCAGGGGAGGGUGUAUUGACCAGGCUUCCAUCCUGCAAGUGCGGAUCAUCAUGCUGAGGUAGGAAUGAGGUGUUUUCUUUGCAGAUAGGACAAUUUUUCUUUUCUCUAGUUUCAGGCUUCUCUGUAACACUGGCCUAAGUUUUUGUAUUGGAAAGAGUGCAAGGCUGAGGGGUUUUUUAUACAUUUUAAAAAAAGGAAAAAAUAUUCGUUUUCAUUUUGAUAGCAGACCAGUUUGCAUAUCUGUAUGGGAAAUGAGGAAAUUAAAAAAAAAAAAAAAGCUUAGCUCUGAAUUUCUCAAUCCCUUGCCUAGGGAUUUUUUUGCCCAAAAUCCCUUCAUAUAGCUCUGUGAUUCACACUGCCUCUGCAUCUGACUCUGCAUGGAAUAAGGAAAGAUUUUUAAUUUUUUUCAGGAAUGGUGCAUUUACAGAAGUGCACAUCAUGUGUGUGAAAAUAAAACACUGUGGGGUUGUUUUUUUUAACUACCUUAUGUCUUUCAUGUCAUAACUGGAAGUGCCUCUGAUUUUCUUUUCAAUUCUUGCACUUUCAGAUUGCUUGGCUCAGUGGAGUAAAAUAAUUGAUGCUGUGAUCCAACGUCUGAAAAUGAUUUCUAGUGGAAUUUGAAGUUGGAAACAGGAAGGAAUUUCGAGCUUGUCUCCUUCUUCCUCUGUCUCUUAGUUUCUAAGAGGAGAAAAAUUGUGAAUUACAUGAAAUAAGCCAUAGAGCUUAACUGUUUUCUCAGUGUUCUAUUUUCCAUAUCUCUUUAUUAAUAUCUUUUAAUUAAGAGUUCCACGUCGUCCUCCUGGCUUUGGUUUUACACGUAACAAAUAACUCCAGAGUUGUAUUCCUCCUUUUUCUACAGUAUGGCAAUAGAAGUUAUGCUUCUGUCACUUGUUUCAAACAGAAACACCAUAUGGAUUUUGGAUGGACAGUGUUAAACAAUAAACCCUCUUUCAAUUCAGAAAGUGAAAACAACUUGUAUGCUCUUAAAAAGUUUCAUCAUUGCUCCCUUCACCUCAGAACCUCCUAUGUCCUCACCACAAAGAAUUUUAGGAAGGAAUUUCUUGGGAAAGGUUCUGAAUAGGCUUUUUAAAGAGAUUUCUUCUGAGUUGAUGAACAAAUUUUUGUUGAAAAUCCCACCAAAUACCCUGCAUCGUGACUUUCUGGAUUUCAUAUAAAGAUUUAAGUAUUACCCUUUCCCUUUGAAUGUCCUUGGUCAAGAUAUUUGAAGGGAAACACUUGAAUUAAGAGGAGCAAUAAGCAAGUAGUAAUACUGAUAUAUUCUUGAGUUUUCCUGGCAUUCCUUCACACUAAAAAUGUGGCUUGUAGUAAAAAUGCUGCGAGUGACACCUGCGAGCAGCACAAACUUCAUCUGGGCUUGUAAAUUGAUAGUUACAGUGGCAGAAAUUCAGGUGAGCAUUGCUUUGUUGCUCUGGCAACAAGGAGAGCAAUGGAAACCCUUGAGGGUUCAUUUUUAGCCUACAACACAUUAAGAAAAAUAAUACUCUCGAGCAGUUUUGUGUGGAAGAUGAAACACAGUGAUAGACUACGCCAUAACCAAGUGUAGUCACUUGGUAACUCACAGUGAUCUCUUUGCCUGAUAUAUUUCAAAAAAAUAUAUAUGU
This is a messenger RNA of Melozone crissalis (California towhee), 4461 nucleotides long. It is a transcript of the gene BACE2, whose product is annotated as beta-secretase 2. Gene Ontology annotation, biological process: membrane protein ectodomain proteolysis; amyloid-beta metabolic process. NCBI's taxonomy places the organism in Eukaryota, Metazoa, Chordata, Aves, Passeriformes, Passerellidae. The transcript has 9 exons. Gene Ontology annotation, molecular function: aspartic-type endopeptidase activity. Gene Ontology annotation, cellular component: membrane; trans-Golgi network; endosome. The record is from RefSeq and is a predicted model, not a curated record. The coding region runs from base 1 to 1563 and encodes 520 amino acids.